Molecule: messenger RNA, 2119 nt
Organism: Musa acuminata AAA Group (dessert banana)
Lineage: Eukaryota; Viridiplantae; Streptophyta; Magnoliopsida; Zingiberales; Musaceae
Exons: 10
Coding region: 123-1307 (394 amino acids)
Source: RefSeq, a predicted model, not a curated record
GAGACCCAAACCGAAACAAGACCUGUCGGUCGAAGUUUCUAGGGCUAGUGGUCGAGUACGCUACGCUCUCCUGUGAUCGUGGAGAGAAACGGAGGGAGGACGGGGAAGAAGGGAAGGGAAGGAUGUGGCACGAGGCGCGGAGGUCAGAGAGGAAGGUCCACGACAUGAUGGACGCGGCCCGGAAGCGGGCGCAGCGGCGCGCCGUGUACCUUGCCAAGCGCCGUGGCGACCCCCAGCAGUUGGUCCAGGUCACCGGUGCCCGCUGCCGCGUCUACCGCGACGACGGAUUGUACCAGGCCGCCCAGGACCAGCAGGGAUUGAUACCAUGGAAUGGAAAGCAAGAUAUCUUGAUUGACAGAUUUGAUGGCCGCGCUCUUCUUGAUUUUAUUCGAGAUUCUAGUUCUCAUGCUUAUCGAGUUCAGCAGAAAACUGAGGAAGAAGAAGAAUUAGAAGAGUUUGUUAAUUUUGAGCAUUACCGGGAUUUAAUUAAGCUUCGACGUAGAGGAUUUACUGAUGAUGAGGGAUUGCAACAUGUUCACCAACAGCUUGAGGCAAAGAAUUCACUUCCAUUUGCAUUUGAAAGGCCACGAUCCACACAGCUUCCAGUGAGCAAAGGUUCAUACUCACAGGUCAGAUUCUCCUACAAAGGAGAAGGUCAUGAAGAAUCUCACAAUUUGGACAGUGAAAGUGAGGAUGAAGAUAAUGAUGAGGAUGAUGACGAAAAAGAUUUCAGUAGUGAUGAUAGUAAUGAUGAGAGGAUGGAAACUAUUGCUGAAGAGUUUGGCAUCAAGAGAUACAACUGGCUUGUUUAUAUGGAUAAAAAGGCCAAGGAGGAAGAGAAAAGGCAAAAGGAAAUAAUUAGAGGAGAUCCUGCUAUUAGAAAAUUGAGUCGCAAGGAAAGAAGGAAGGCUUCUCAGAUGGAAAGGGAAAAAGAAAGGGAAGCAGCACAUCUGACAGGAAGGGCACCUCAUCAUGAUCCUUACAGGGAGUCGCGUCAAAGUCCCACAUAUGAAGCUUAUCCCAGGAGCAGAAUAUCAAGAUCCAGGUCCCGGUCAUUUUCACCUUCACAUUCAAGAUGGCAUGAACACAGUUCUCAUGCUGAUAAUGGGCAUCGAAGCAAGUCGAAGCCUCCAAAAAUUGAAUAUAUUACAGAGUUUGGUGGUACAAACGACUUGGAUCAAAAAUUUGGAGGAGUCUCCCCACCAUCAUCUCCAUUGCAAGCUGAUCUAUCAAACCAGUCGGGGCACUCGACCUUUAAUACUUGCAAAGAUAGAUUGGGAACUUUUCUCUGCUGCAGCUUAUUCUGAUGGUCAUUCUGGUUUCCUAAAGCUGCGUAUAUGGGGUUCAGGGUUUGGUGGAACUUUUAAUUAACAGUCAUUACUUAAGGGUGGGGGUCAGUAUUUGGUCAGGUUUGGGUGUUCUUUAGGUUGGGGAUCUGGAGCUAAAGUUGCAUUCUGGAUCCGUUUUAUAGCUUUUAUUAACACACACGACCUAUGUGUAAAACUGACUGACAUGAUCGCUUCAAGAGUUCCUGUUCUGGAUGGAUGUUAACACUUUGUUACCUGCAAUGUCACUCGUUGUUUUGUAUGCUUGCAGGGCAUCAGGUGGUCGAAUUCUUGAGGCACUUCAUGUUGAUCCUGCAUCUGCUAUGUCUCUUGAACAGGAAAAGAAUGCUAAAAGGUUGCUGAAGCAACGAGGAUAAAUCACUAUAGCCAUCGUUGUCGUAGUAGAAGUUACAGUCCUUCUCCACCAAGAAGACGUCGCCACAGCAGAAGCCACAGUAGAAGCAGGAGCCCCAGAGGAUACUAUUCUCGAUCGCGGUCUCAUUCCCCACAGUCAAGAAGCAGGACCAGGUACUGAAGGAUUUCUGACAAUGGUCAGUUGAGGUCGGCUGAAAUUGCCAAUAAGUUAUCCAUGGAGUGUCGUCACUUAGUUCAACAUAUGAUAGCCUUGGAUGACAAUCUGGUUUACAGUGCUUUGAUUGAUGUCUGUUAGUCUUAGUGGUUGUAGAUGCAGAAUUAGUUACUGUUUAGCUAGUUUCAGUACACCUCAAUUCCUGUUUUGGGUAAUUUUGCUGUGCUAUGUAGCUCAAGUCUUGGAAGUUUUACUUACACAUCAA